Exophiala spinifera is the source of this 576-nucleotide messenger RNA. RefSeq lists its product as uncharacterized. The transcript has 3 exons. NCBI's taxonomy places the organism in Eukaryota, Fungi, Ascomycota, Eurotiomycetes, Chaetothyriales, Herpotrichiellaceae. Bases 1 to 576 code for a protein of 191 amino acids. The record is from RefSeq and is a predicted model, not a curated record.
AUGAUCCUAGACGACCCCGAAUGGAAGAAGCUGGUCAACAUCAGGGCUGAUGGCGUACAAGGCCUUGAGUACGACAUCAUGAUCGUCGAUGUGACCUUGGGUCGCAAAGCAGGGUUCCUGGGCCUGCGAAAUCGUUCCGUCGUGGCCAACAGUCGAUCGGGAUCUUUCAACAUCUGGACGAUUGAUCGUCUCCACCUCCUCAACGCAAAAGAGGGCACUCCAACAGUCUGGGAGUCGCGGAGAAGGUUCCGGCCAUGCUCGGGAAAGAGCUGGAUGCCCAAAAGGAAGGAUUCCCCAGGGGAGAGACUUGAUGUUACACGGAAUGCGGCGAACAGUGCUGCUGCUGCUGCUGCUGCUGCUGCUGCUGUGAAGCUUGGUCACAGAGCCGCAGGAGAGGCGGCCGAGGCUGUUCGAGUGUUGACAGAAUCUUUCCGUCAAGUUCAUGCUCUUGCGUCUCCGCCUUGGGUGGAGGACGGCUCCUCGAUCAGGAGGAGAUCCCAUGAUCUGCUGCACAGUGCCAUGAAGGCCGAGGCGUGGGAUCGUGUGACGGAGGUUUGCAGUUUACGAUCAAAAUAG